This is a messenger RNA of Vavraia culicis subsp. floridensis, 1755 nucleotides long. RefSeq names its product 2,3-bisphosphoglycerate-independent phosphoglycerate mutase. Lineage: Eukaryota; Fungi; Microsporidia; Pleistophoridae. Gene Ontology annotation, biological process: glucose catabolic process. Gene Ontology annotation, cellular component: cytoplasm. The coding region runs from base 175 to 1707 and encodes 510 amino acids. Gene Ontology annotation, molecular function: manganese ion binding. The record is from RefSeq and is a predicted model, not a curated record. The transcript has a single exon.
CAUACAAAAGCACUCUGAUGGCAGUGUGACGACCGGACUGAGCUGAUACGUAACAAGGAUGUUUACAGUACUACGAAUGAGAUGGCUGGACCGUUUAAAAAACCUAACCAUCCUUCUUGAACUGUAAAACGUGGAUAAAACUGAAACAUAACAAAUCUGUUUUAGUCGUUUGUUAUGAGGGCCCCUUGUUCUGAACCUAUGCAAAUACCUGUGAAAUCAAAAGUAUGCCUUGUAAUAAUCGAUGGAUGGGGCCACCGCACCGAGAAGAAAGGUAAUGCAAUUGAGGCUGCUGAUUGCAAGUGGAUGAAACUGCUCAGCAAUAAAUACUGCUCGUUUCUGCUAUCUGCAAGCGGGAUCGAUGUAGGUCUGCCUGCCGAUCAAAUGGGCAACUCCAUGGUGGGCCAUCUAACAAUUGGCGCCGGCCGUGUUGUUCCUCAGCCCCAGAAACAGAUUGACGAACUGAUAGCCACAAACAAGCUGGGGGAGUGUCUGGAGAAGACCGGCAUUUAUAAAGAAAGUGGGCGACUGCAUUUGAUCGGUCUUGUGUCCGAUGGUGGCAUACACUCACAUAUUGCGCAUCUCUUUGCUUUAGUACAUCUGCUUAAGGACACAUUCGCUCAGAUUUUUGUGCAUUUUAUUGCCGACGGAAGGGACACAGCGCCACAGAGCGCUAUUCAGUACGUUCAUUCACUUCAACGGGAAAUAACUGGGCUAAAUAAUGUAAAGAUAGCUAGUCUGGCGGGGAGAUGGUACACCAUGGACCGGGACAAAAAUCACGAGCGAAUCGAGGAGGCAUAUUUGAACAUGACAAGCGGAAAAGCAAUCAAAGAAUCAAUCGAUUCAUAUCUAAAUAAGCAGUAUGAUAAACAUAUUUAUGACGAGAACAUACCGCCUGUACUUUUAAAUCAGAACGGUACCAUUUCAAGGGGCGAUGUCCUUCUAUUCUUCAAUUAUCGUGCUGAUCGGAUGAAACAGAUCGUUGAGCGAUGCGCACGGAACAACAGUAGGCUGUACACCAUGACACAGUACGAUGAGAACUUUGGACAUACCUUCAUCGUGCGUAGGGAGAGCGUGUCUAACACGCUUGCUGAAGUGAUCAGCAAAUCGGGAGUUGAGCAGUCACACAUCGCAGAAACAGAGAAAUACGCACAUGUAACAUAUUUUUUAAAUGGUGGGAGAGAACGGCCAUUUACGAAUGAAAAACGGUUUCUUGUCAACUCACCGAAGGUGCCAUCGUAUCAUCUUAAACCUGAAAUGAGCAUAUAUCAGGUUGUUGAGCAAUGUUUUAAAGAAAUGACGGCAAGUACACCGUUCAUAGUUUUGAAUUUUGCUAAUCCUGAUAUGGUCGGACAUACGGGAAACUUCCAGGCUACAUGUGAGGCAGUCUUGUGUACUGAUGAGUGUGUGGGACUGGUUUAUGAGGGCUGUCUGGAGAAUGGCUACAUUCUGGUCGUGACAGCUGAUCAUGGAAACGCUGAAAUUAUGGUGGAUGAAAGCGGAAAUGUUGUUACGAAGCAUACGAGUUCGAAGGUGCCGCUGAUCGUCUGUACAGAGGUUGUUGGUCCAGCAAAAACUGAGUGGGGAUUCGCAGGAACGGGCACGCUUUCAGAUGUUGCCCCGACAGUUUUGCACUUGCUUGGAUUAGAAGUGCCUAAGGAAAUGACCGGAAAGAAUCUCUGCGUGAAAAGUAACAAAAAUAAAAAUUAGCUCAAUUUUUCAAAGCUUGUACGGUAUUAACCAAGAAUUACACAAAUC